AUGGAGGUUGAGAAAUACAUUAACCUGAAUUUCACUAGUUUGGAAGAUUUGGCUACGAUUGAAGCCAAAAUCGAGGAACUAACUAUAGCCCAAAAUGAAAUGAAACGUAUUACGGCAGCCAGGCUAUCAAAUACUGAAGACAAUACCGCAAAGGAACUAACCAUAGAUUCCGAAAAGUUGCAAGAUGCUGUUGUACAUAUAGGAGCUGUUUUAUCGGAAAUAAUGGAUCUAACCGAUAUAAAAGAUAGUUGUAAUAAAAUUGAAGCUUUGAUUCAAGAGUUUGGUCCUGUACCUUUGUUUAUUGAUUUGCAAGGUCAAUUACAAACAAAAUUGGAAAUCAACGAGUCAAUAGUGUUUUUGGAAAAAUGCAGAAAUGCCGAGGAGAAAUUGAAUCUGGGUUUACAAUUUGAACAACUCGGUGAGGUGUCAAUUGAGAUUGAGCAACUUGGUCAACCAGACUUGGUUGAAAAAUUGACGACUAUCAUUGCCACGUUUAGGACAAAUUUGGAAUCAGAACUAAAGGAGGUAAUAAGAAACAGCAAAUGGUUGAGCAACAGCAAUAUAGCUAGCCAAGCUUUGACCGUUUUGACCAAAACAUUUGAACGUUUAGUUGAACUACAAACUAUAAAAGACAUACCUACCUAUCCAGAAAGUUGGUGGGCCUUGGACCUUUUGUUACAACCAUUUGCAGUCAGAUUCAAUUACCAUUUCAACUCGCCUAAUAAAGAUACCAAUAAGCUAUCAAAACCUGAAUGGGCAUUAAACUAUGUUGAAAAUUUUCUUGAUGACAAUUUACCUUUAUUGAGUAUAGUAGUAGAUGACGUGUUCAAACCCCUCGGUCGAAUUGGUACAUAUGAAGUAAUCACUUGUGUAUUACAGCUUUUAAGACUCAAAAUCAACAAGAUGGUCCAUAUAAUUGAUGAAAACAUCCAUAAUGUACAAGAUGCACAAUUGAAGGAAAAAUAUGGACGGCUUUUAUCGCAUUUGAUAUUCGAGACUUCUUUAUAUGACCAAAGAUUGAGAAAUAAAUACAGUUACAACCCCUAUAUUACCACCACCACAAAAACAACAAACUAUAGCACACCUGUUGCGCAAAAAUGGACAGGACUCACCGGAGACAUAUUGUUGGACAACCUGAGUCAUACCGUUAGUAAUUGGCUCAAUUUUGAAAACACAUUAGCAACAAAAAGAUUUGAGAACGACAUUUUGGGUGCUGAGGAUGCUUUUAGAAUUGACUAUGAUUAUUUAGCAGGUAACGAAAAGGACUCCCUUAUAAGCACUCAUCAAAUUUUGAGGCCCACAUAUUCCGCGUAUGGUGUUUUCAAACUAAUUAAUAACCUCAACACGCACUUUCAAACGUUAACAAUUGUCAAAUUUCAAUUAAAGUAUGUAUCGAAAAUUCAAUUGAACAUACUUGAAUCGUAUUUGGAAGCAAUCAAAGCCCAAUACAAGAUUUUUCUCGACAGAUUCAGUUUUAACAAAAGUGCCUUUAACAUGAUCCCCGGUGCCAUGAACGAAGUUGUUGAUGCAAAAGAUUACCUCAAACAAGACGAGAAAAUGCUUGCAAGUUUACAGAAAUUAACUGAAAUAUUCUGUUCCACCAAAUUUUUAAUCAAAUCUAUGGAAAAAUGGAGCGAAGACCUCAUAUUUAUCCAGUUGUGGGAAAUGUAUAUUAAGCUUAAUUCUGUCAACAUUUCGAGCGACGACAAUAAUAACACCUAUGGGAUAUUUGGCAAUCCUUUAGAACAAUAUGAGAACUUGUUGAGCAAGAUCAUGGACCACUACUUGGAUUUCUUCAAACUUGAAAUCAAAAGACUUUUGAAAAAAUACGUCAAUACGAGCCAAUGGGAGUUGGCGGGUUCCAAUGAUGGUGAUGGUGCUGGCGAUGGCGAUGGCGAUGGCGAUGGCGAUAAUGACAAUACCGUGCCGUCAAGUGAUUUGAACCCCUUGAUAGAUGCCUUACCUAUAGAUCUCGAAAUUAUUUCUAAAUCAGUAUCACAAUUGGAUUACUUUGCAAUAUCGAAUAAUGUGGUAACAACUAUUUGUGAUCUACUUUAUGAGUAUAUUGUGACAAAUAACCGAUUUUCAAGAAAAGGUGUAAAUCAGUUGAUUGUCGAUUUUAGCUAUUUAAUCAAGUCAUUGCAACUGCCGCUUUUGCUAAACUCAAGAAGUAGAAGCACUUCAUCAUCUAUACCACAUGAUGCCACCACAAUCACCGCUUCUACUCAACAACUAUCUAGCGACGAAAACGAGAGCUAUGUCAAGAUUGUACAAGCAAUUGACCUACUAGACUCUAUGGAUAUUGAAAAGGCAAUACUCCUCAAAAAACAAUCAGACAAGAUCAUUGAUGAGUUGAGGCUCGAAUACGGCCAUAAACUACAACAUUUAAAAACCUCUGAAAUCAGAGAUUUGCUAAGUAGACUAAAAGCUGUUGAGAAUGAGUACUUGGAAAACAAAAUUAAGAGACAGUCAACAAUGCCAUCUGUUAUUAUGGCAAAGCUAUAUAGCACGAAAGAUCAUCCUACUUUGAGUAUUCCCCACCAAUUGCGUGUUGUAAUAGGCCGCAGCAACUCGUGCGAUAUCAAGAUUCAAGGUUUAGACGUGUCUUCGAAACACUGUGAAAUGAACUUGAUCAUAUUGCCUCAUACGGAUAGUCAGAAGGAGUAUCUCAAUGUGAUGGACCUAAGUUCGAACGGACUAUAUUUGAAUGAUGAGAAGAUGGAUAAGGGCACCAAUGCGAUAUUGAAGACGGGCGAUAAGCUAACUUUUGCUAAAACGGGAGGAAGUUACAUUUUCCGGUACGUUGAAGAUGGAAAACCUGAUUUGCAAGUUGGAAAGAGGUCCUUUUUCGAUGAUUAUAUACUUGGGAAACAACUAGGUUCUGGUCAUUAUGCUGUGGUUAAAGAGGCCAAGUGCAAACGAAGCGGCGAGGUUGUCGCUGUGAAGAUUUUUCAUCCGAAUAAAACUGCUUCUGCCUCGGGAUCGCGAAAUGACGCUAAACUACAACAGGAAAUGGAUUUGCUUCUCUCGAUCAACCAUCCUAAUAUAGUUCAAUAUCGAGGCCACUACAUUGAGCCAAACCUGACCCAAUCUGUAAAUACGUAUCUUGUUUUGGAAAAGAUGAAUAGUGGAGAACUAUUCCAACGAAUAAUAAACAAGACAAAACUAGCAAGUGAUGAAACAAGAGCCAUUUUCAGACAACUACUAUCAGGGUUGAAGUAUUUGCAUGACCGAGAUAUUAUACAUCGAGACAUCAAGCCGGAGAAUAUUCUCUUGGAUAUUAUACCGCGUUCGAGCCCCGCGCAAAAACAAUUAGGACCAUGGGAUGCACAGGAAUUGGAUGUUCGAGUCAAAAUUGCCGAUUUUGGUUUAGCCAAGUUUAUUGGAGAAUUGAAAUUCACAAACACGCUAUGCGGCACACCAGCAUACGUGGCGCCAGAGAUCCUAAGACUUGAGGCGAAGGGGAGGUAUUCAAAAAAGGUUGAUUUGUGGUCAAGUGGCGUACUAUUAUACGUCUGUCUUUGUGGGUUUCCCCCCUUCAGUGACGAGUUGGCUCCACCAAACAUGAAGGAACAAAUACUCCAAGGAAAAUUUGCAUUUUAUUCACCAUUUUUUGAUGAUAUUGAAGAUACGGUUUUGGAUUUGAUUACCAAUUUGUUACAGGUGGAUCCAGAUAGAAGGUUUGACAUUGACGAAACGUUGAAUCAUGACUGGUUUACGGAGGAGAUAUCUGAAAUAUCUCAGGUGCCUGACUCGAUAACAGAGGAACAGUAG
This is a messenger RNA of Lodderomyces oxycetoniae, 3774 nucleotides long. RefSeq lists its product as uncharacterized. Gene Ontology annotation, molecular function: protein binding; ATP binding; protein kinase activity. The transcript is spliced from 2 exons. Gene Ontology annotation, biological process: protein phosphorylation; endoplasmic reticulum to Golgi vesicle-mediated transport; retrograde vesicle-mediated transport, Golgi to endoplasmic reticulum. Gene Ontology annotation, cellular component: Dsl1/NZR complex. Lineage: Eukaryota; Fungi; Ascomycota; Pichiomycetes; Serinales; Debaryomycetaceae. Bases 1 to 3774 code for a protein of 1257 amino acids. The record is from RefSeq and is a predicted model, not a curated record.